Molecule: messenger RNA, 4102 nt
Organism: Caenorhabditis sp. 36 PRJEB53466
Lineage: Eukaryota; Metazoa; Nematoda; Chromadorea; Rhabditida; Rhabditidae
Source: the annotation of a GenBank genome assembly
AUGGAUGAUUAUAUGAACUACAACAACUUUUAUCAACAGUCCAUACCUGGCUCCGACAUGUACCCGACACCACCAAUCGGCAUAGAGGACCCGAUGGGCAUUCAACCAAAAGCGGUGAGUCACAUCCCAUUUUAUUCCAAUCACAAUCAUGUGGGAUUAGACGAAAUUGGAAUGAAAGGAUGGAAAGAGAGAGAGGGAGAGCAGUAUAGCUAUAAAUCCAUCACUUGUUUUAAAAAAACUGACAUUGACAUUUUGUGAAAUAUCGUCAAAUUCCCUCCUUUCCUUUCAUCAAAAUCUCAAGAUCCAUGACGUGCGGCUAAUGGAUCUUGCUUGCCGCUUCAUUUUGCUGUUUCUGAGCAACCAAUUUAUUCCUAUUUCCUCUCGAUUCAAACGCACGUACUCGAUUCCGAAUGGAUCCUUUCAUAUGGGCGCUCUUAACUGUGAGUGCUUGCACAUUCCUUCCGGUCUGCGACCUCUUUCAUAACCUUUCACAACACCUUGCUCCAGACAUCUUUUCAAAAAGGCGGUAUCAGCUCAGACGCUGACAAAGAUAUGGAGAACCUAGCCCAAAAACAAGCAUUGUUGACAAAUAUAGGUAGAAUGGAGCGUGAUUUAAAAAUAAAUAAGCGCCGAGGUGCCAUAUUUUGAUGAAAUAGUAUUGUUUUUUGUUUACUUCAACUGGUCACCAAAUUGUUUUUACCGAGCUCCUUUCAACGAGCACUAGUUUGUUGAAACUCUCAGUUUCCGCCGCAUCACGUAAUCACUGAUCGACGGGCGGCUGCGUUUUGCUCCGCUCCGCUCGUUUUCCGGAAAAUUGAUAGGCCGCGAGAAGAAAGUGAGCGGCAUCGGUUACUUGAUUACGUCACGCGGGUCACUCGGACACUAGGCUGUCAGGUGGGGAGAAAAGAGAAGUGCAGAGAUGAAAUUUGAGAGGUGUACGAAAGAGAGAGAGAGAGAGUGGUCACUGGAAAUUUUUGUUGGACCCUGCUGAAGUAAACACCUCCCCAGCAGCUCGUCGACAACACAUCAAACUUAACUAUACACUUGCACGUGAAGAAUGAACAAGAGAAAUGGGAAAAUGAGAAAUGAGGGACCGUUUGAAAAUGAAUGUGAAUUCAGAACGAACCACCACCACCGCCACCAAUUGUGAUCUGCCCGACGGAGGUCGAUCACAUCAAUGUAACUUUGGAGAAGAAUCAACAAUGUGAAUGCAAGGUUAGUUCAAUUUCAGAGUGGGUUUGAGACGUUCAGAGUGUGUAUUUCAGGAUUGCGGAAAACUUUUCAACUCUGUCUGGUAUCUGAAGCAGCAUGCUGUUAAGCACUCAAAUGACAGGCCGUUCAAGUGCAAGUUCUGCUUCAAAACUUACAAAUUCCGCUCGAACUUGUACCAACACAAGUGUCCUGAACGUCAAAAGUCCAUGUUACAACGUCGCCGCGGCGGCAACAUGGCCAAUUCAGCGAAACGAAACGAGACUCAGAUAAUAAAGACGAGCAAGAUUGAGACAGCAAUCAUGCAAGAGGAGCCUCAGAUUAACUACAGUAUGCCGAUGCAAAAUUGCUUCUCCGAAACAGAAGACAACGACGCGCCAAUCACCUACGGACUCGUCAUUCAGAACAUUGACCAGAGUCAGAUGCAACAAAUGCCACCGCCGCAAAUGCAGACCCCACAGCAACCACUUCCUCUGCAACCUCAGGAUAUGCAACAACAACAACAACCGCAACACCAACACCAGCAACAGCAGCCAAUGAUGCAGAAUGUAUGAAAAAUAAUCACCAAUUUGCUUUUGUGGUAUUGUGCAGUUAUUGUCUUUUUCAGUUUCAAAACUUUCAAAUGCAACUGCCUCCUGUCGAUCCGCUGAUGAACGACAUGGAGAACUCGUUUGACAAGCAAGCGGAUUUCGACAGUGUACGUGGGCACCAGCUGCCUUCGCAAUAUAUCGAAGACUAUGUUGAGAAGAAUAAACAGAAGGUUAGGGUCACGCGGCGACGUUUUCUUCACUUUUUGUCCUACCCUCCGAGCGCUGACCAGCGAGAAUUGUUCCUUUGUUUCCCCACCAGUCUAUCCCGAUUCCAUGUUUCCCAUUUUCACUUUUGUCCGAAAUUGGUAUGGAACGCCCUGGUUAGUCAUCGUGUCACUCUGUCAGAAAAUGUUUCUGAUUACGGUCGAAUACUACUCUCCCUUCUCGUUCUUUUCUCAGUCCCAAGACGGGGUUCCAGGCAGCACGGGCGCUCACUUAUUGUCCGUUCCGCGACUAAAAUUGGGAAAAAAACGAACGCGAUUCCAUUCUUUUCUCACUUCCAUGACUGGGCGUUGUAGUACGCUUGAAAGACACGUCAUGUUUUGAAACCUGUCAAGUCACGAAAAUGAGAAAAAAAAACGGAGAAGGGACCGAGAAAACGUUUCGCAUGACUCACGAGACAAAGGCCGACACGAUGUUUCAUACUUUUCCACCUGUCGGGAAAAUUUCUCUAGAGGGUCCGACUCAUCGGUGUCCGCGACUGGCACAGUGACCCAGAGAACUGCGGCAUUUUCUUUAUGGCGCAUGCCAACCAAAUUGGGGAACCGGGGGACGGACGCACUAGCACCCCAAGUAAUGAAAACAGCGGGAAGAACACAGAGUGCUCCUUCCACUCGAAUACAAUCUAGAGCUAACCUCACGUGCUUGCUUGUUCCUUUGUUGCUCACCAUGAUCCUAUAGAAUAGGGUUACCAAUCCGUCACUUUGUUACAGCUCUUCUCUUGCCGCAAAUGCCGAUUCCUAUCUCCAACUCAAGAAGCUUACAUGCGUCACGCCGCCUCACACAAUGGAGAGGAUCUUUUCCCUUACAAAUGUUCGAACUGUCGUCAAGCGUUUGAAAACGAGAAGGAUCUGAUGAGACACACACAAACGCACACAAUGGACGGAGGCACCUUCAGAUGCUUCGAGUGUUGCGGACAGUUCAAGAGUCAAGUCGCUCUUCGUCGUCACAAGGAUCAAUGCCGCCCGUGCUUCAUUCCGCCAACUCAGAACAACAUUGUGAGAGUGAUAAUUGUUCUUUUAUUUUUUGCUUUAGAUCCAAAAGUUCCAGAUGGUGACUGUCAAUUCACCCUUCGAUCCGUUCUCCUUCAUUCCCGACGACAACUUGUUCCUUCCGAUGUGUGAUGAGCUGGCGAGAGGAGGUACUGACAGUGGAGUUGGAAGCGAAGGAUCGCCGAAUAGCAUGUCUCAGGCUUCACCGGAAAGGUAGGACGAAAAAUUUAUGAAGCAUAGGAAGUCUAAAUUUUCAGAAACGGAAUGGAAGACUCAUUCAGCUAUGUGAAUGGAAAGAAAAAGGACAAGGAAGACGACGAGGACUCUGGAUUCCGCUCGAGACUCAACUCUGUCACCCACUCUUGCUCGCCGGAUUCCUUUUCCGAUUCCCACUGCGACUCUCCACCACGUAAACUCUCCGGAGGAGGUGGGCUCGGAGCUUCUUCCUUUCUGGGAGGCUACGGAACUGGCCCGGCCUAUGGUCAGCAGAUGAUCUACGACAAGAGCCUGGAUGACAUUGAGUGCGACAGCUACGGCAUGAUCAAAGACACUCCACAGAUCUACACGGAGCACAGAUUCUCUCUGCAGACGGCCAAUGUGCAAGAAUGUGGACUUGCUGUGGCUCCGCUUGUCCAAUAUCACAUGCAGCCAAUGUCAAUGAAAGGUACGAAAACAACAUUUCAGAAGGUAAUCCAAUGCAUACACAUUAUCGUUAAGAAUUCUGCAUCACCACUCCGUCAUCAACUUUCGAAGCGGAAAGCUCUGACUUUUUUGAUUACAACAACGGCUCCUGGAAGAACGAGGGCUAUGACCAUCCCGCUGUCGAAACUUCAGAAAUCAAGUAAGUUUGCUGUUUAUACAAAGCUAUAAAUAGGAGAAAUGCUCGAAAUAACCCCUUAUUUCCUCUUACUUUCAACAAGCGGAAAACAAUUUCUGUUUUUGUAGAGAACUCGCCGCCGUGUUGAUGACCAUGUACUUGUGCAAAGCUGCUGACCAAUGCAAGUGACAACAAACAUCAAGUCGCAGAAAAUCAUUAUUACUUUUUCAGGUGCUGAAAUCCUCUCCACGCUUGCUGCUCUUUCGCUCCACUAA